This is a messenger RNA of Plasmodium malariae, 5019 nucleotides long. RefSeq names its product conserved Plasmodium protein, unknown function. The coding region runs from base 1 to 5019 and encodes 1672 amino acids. NCBI's taxonomy places the organism in Eukaryota, Apicomplexa, Aconoidasida, Haemosporida, Plasmodiidae. The record is from RefSeq and is a predicted model, not a curated record. The transcript has a single exon.
AUGGAUUUAAACGAUAACAUAUACACGGACUUACCAGAUGAUUCUAAAGAUGAAAGACAGAAUAAUGAAAUAGGAGAAAACGAAACACUUAAUGGAAACCCUAAAAAGGAAGAUGAAAAAGAUAAAAAUGUAAAUGCAGAAAUAAGUAGAGAUACUUUAAACGGUGUUAACAAUGUUGCAAACAACACCACCAGUAUCCAAGCAGAUUUAGACUCUUCGAAUACGAUAAAUGGCAGUAAUAAUGGUGCUAAUUCAAAUGAGUUAAAAAACAACUCAAAUUUUCCAAAGUCAAACUCUGUCGAAAAAUCAUUAGAAUACUUGGAGAUUCAUGAAAAGGAGAAUAAAUUAGAUAAAGAAAAUGAAUCUAAGUUAAUGAAAACGGAAGAAGAAAAAAAAAAUGAGAAUUUACCAAAUGAUAAAAACAGAAAUUUUGAAAAUGUCUCUAUAAACAUAAGCUCCAAAGUUCCUCUGUCUGAAAAAAAAAGUAGUUCAUUUAUUAAUAACGGGCCCUUUUAUAUUGAAGUCAAAGGGCUUUUAGAAGUUCUUAAUGCUCAAGAUUUUGCAAAAAAUGUGAAUAUGAAAAAUUCAGAUUUUAGAGCAAAAGAUAGAAAUGCACUGAUUAACAAACGUUCGUAUAGUGUUCCAAGUAAAGUAGCUUCAAAAAAUAUACCUAAAGAUACUAUUAAUAGACAAAAUAGUAAAACUGGGGUUCAUCUUCAAAAAAAUGCAUUAUUAUCUAAGUCAACAAAUAUACAAAAAAAGCCUCCUUUAUUAAUGAAGUCUCUCGUAACACCACCAAAAGCUUUGAUCCAAAAUAAUCUUGAAACAAAUGAAAAUAUCAGAAAAUCAGUUGAUAUUAGUAAAGGAAAAGCCGUUUUCAGAAAUUUAUUAAAAAAAACUCUAGAACAAGAAGAAUUAAAAAUAAAAUCUAAACCGUUGAUUAAAAUAAAUUUUGCACCUUCAAAGGGGAGUACUACCACCACUACUACGACUAAUAAUGAUAAUAACAAUAAUAAUAACAAUAAUGAAGAAGAGAGGGAGAAGCAUAAAGCAAAAAUGAUAAAUAUAAAAGCAGAAAAAGAACCUUUCAAAUUUAUUCCUAAAAAAAUUCCAUUCUUAAUUAAAGAGAAAAAUAUUAAGCACAAAGCACCUCCCAAAGGUAAUAUAAAACAUACAUUACACUAUUUAAAAAAAGCUGCAGAAAUAAAAAAUAAAGAAGAAAACGAAUUAUCCAUGCCAAAAAAUGUCAGUAUAAAAGGUAUUAAUGAUGCAGAAAAAAGUGUACUAUUGACAACACGUAAAUUUAUAGAGAAACCAAAAAAUACACAAAAAAUUAGCUCUUUAAAAAUGGUAUCUACUAAAAGGGAAAAAGCAAUUUUAGACAUAAAAAAAUUUUUCAAAAAAAAACCCAUUUCGAAGUUAGUAAACAAUUUAAUACCUAAGGAAAAAGAAAAAAAAAAAAAAAUAAUAUUAUUUAAGAAUGCGAAAGUUAAAAAAGAACAGUUACUCCCUAAAUCAUCGAUUGAAAAUAAAAUAUCCAAAUUAAAUGAUACGACAGAUACUGCUAAGCGAGAAAUAGACGACAAAGAAGAGGUAGAAAAGGAAAACAUAGAAAUUGCUAAAGAAAAGGAUAAAAUAAAAGCAACAGAUGACAAGGAAGAAUUAUAUCAAAUAAAUAAUAAAGAUGGAAUCACCUUAGAUAACAUGAUGAUGGAAUAUGAUACAGAAAGAGAGAAAUCAAUAGAUGAUAAAUAUGAACAAAGGCUAAAUGACUUGACAGAAAAUGAAACUGAAAAGGAAGAUCGAAAAUUGUAUGAAUCAAAGGUAACAGAAGUAGAGACUGUAAAAAAAGUGGACGAUGAUGAAGAUUUCGAAAUAGGAGAGAUAAAAGAAGUCGAAUUGAAAGGAGAAAUGAAAGGACAAAAGGAUGGAGAAAAAGUUAGUGAUAAGGAAAUCCUUGAUAUAGAAAAAAGAGAAGAACUGAUAGAUACUGCAAAAAGUUUGGAACCAGAAAAGGAUACUAAGGAAGAAGAAAAAUUAGAUGAUAAACAAAAUUUGGAAGCAGAAAGAGAAGAAAAAUUGUGGAAUAAUGAGACGAUUUCUGAAGAUGAAAAAAAAGAAGAAAAAAUGGAUCUAAAUGAUAAAGAAAGUGUUGUUAUGGUGAAGGAGGAAAACGUUUUGCAUCGUAAGGAAGACUCUCAGACAGAAAGGGUAGAGGAAGAAGAGAAAGAGAAAGAAAAGCAAGAGGAAAAGGAAGCGAAAGAUGAGAUAGAAGAGAUAAACAAGAUGGGAGAGAAGGAAAAACAAGAAAAAGGUGAAGACAAUAAACAAAAUGGACCUGAAAAUAAAAAAGAGUCAACGGAAAUUUUGAAAGAAAUGAAAAAAACAAAAAAUGAUAUAAAGAAAAGUGCAGACCAGAAAUUAAAUAAAAAGAUACUAAAAAAAGGGGAUAAUGUAUUGUUAAAACACGAACCUAUAAAGUCUAUUCUAAACUCAAAGCAGGACGUAAAAUUGCCAUUGAACCCCAAAAAAAAUACAAAAUCUGUAUUAAACGUAAAGCAAAUAGUAAAACCUGAAUUAACUCUGAAGCAUAAAGCAACAAUAAAGGGUAACGCAGUUUUUCCAAAGUUGAAAAGUGAAGUCAUUGGUAGUGCUAAUGUCAAUGCAAAUGUCAAUAGCACUGGAAAUUUAAAAGAAAAAAGGAACAUAGGAAAAGAAAAAAGUAAUGGUUUAGAAAAAAGUAGCAAUAUUAACAAAAGUGCAUUACAAAGAAAGAGCACAUUAUUCAUGAAAAAGGGCAUAGGGAUAAAGAAGAUUUCCUCCAGUAAAAAUUCAAUAAAAGAUAUAGAUGCAGAAAAAAAAAAAGGUGAAAAAAAGACAAAUGGAUCAAACAAUGAUAAUAAGAAUGUGAAUGUAAAUAUGAAUAUGAAAAUGAAUGUGAAAAUGAAUGUGAAUAUGAAAAAAAACUUACCCGAUGAGUUACAGAAUAGUAGAAGUCCAUCCAAAAAGGUUUCUUCUACAUCUUUUAAGAGUACAAUGACCAUUUUAAAAAAAAAAAAAACAUUGAGUAAAUCUAAGAGUGAUAAUACCAUUAACGAAAAAUUGACAAAUAACAGCAAGAUGAUCGUGUCCUCAAAAUCGGACAACAUUCGUAAUAUGUUGUUAGAACAGGAUAAAAUUAUAAAAAAAAAAAAGAUGGAAACAAAGGAAGUAGAUGGAGCAAAUGGAACAAAUGCUGCUAACGGAACAAACGAAAAGAAGGGAAAUGAUUUGAACAACAAAAAAACGCGAAAUUUUAAAAAACUCAAAUUAAAUAGGAAAUGUAACACCGUUGAUGCAGGUAAAUUCAGUUCGUCUGAUGAGAGUGAUGAUGAAAAUAAAAAGUUACCUUCAGAAGGAAAUGAAAUAUCAUUUUUUAAAGGAAUUUUCGAAAUGGAUAAAAAGACAAAUAAUUCUUUAAAAAAAUCUAAAUCAUUAAAAAAACAAAAAUCUAAAUCAUUAAAAAAACAAAAAUCUAAAGCAGGGGAAAAUAUAAAUAAGGGGAGUGACGAUAUAUCAAAUGAAGAAGACAAGUUAAUAAAGAAAAUUGCAAAGUUAAAUAGUUCAAAAAAAAUAAAAGCUGCUAUAUCAUCACAAAUGAAAAUGGAUAAAGAAAUGAAAAAAUUGAAGUCCGGAAUACUACACAAAGAAACCAGUAAUGCAAAUAAAUUGAAAGGGAAAAAAAAUGCAAAAAAACUUAAGGGAACAAAUGAUAAUAAUGGUAAUGAUAACGUAGUUGUAAAAAGAGAAAGUGCUUUAUCAGAAAUAGAGUUGGGAAAAAGUAAAUCUUCAAAAUACUCAAAAGAUAAAUGGAAUAAUAAUUAUGUAACACCAAGAAUGGGAACAGAUAAGUUUAUUAAUGUAGAUGAUGAAAGCUCGGAAUCAUUUAAUUCGCAUUCUUCUCAUAGAAGUAGCCUACGUUCUGUUGCACUAUCUGUGUCUUCCAAAAAACUAAAAAAAAAGAAAAACAUAAUUAAAAGGAACAUGGAUGAAGGAGAAAAUUAUAACAUAAAGGCAGGUAGCAAUAAAGGUACAAAUGUAGGAGGGAAAGUAAAAAACAUUAAUAGUAAUAGUAAUAGUAUUAGUAACAGUAAUGGUAGCAGUGAUAGUAACAUUAAUAGCAACAGAAAUAGUAACAGCAACAUCAAUAGCAAUAGUAAUAGCAGUGGUCUUAAAAAAAAGGCAAUAAAUAUGAAUAUUAGAAAUAGUAACAAGGUGAAUGGAUGUGUGAAAUCAGGCGGGUUUCAAAAUAUAGGCAGAUCAGAUAUACCAUUGUUUUCACCUAUGCAUUAUAGAGAUCCUAUAAAUGCAGGUGAUGAAGAAAGAAGAAAUAGAAGUAUAGGAAGUACUGGGUUUUUGAACUUAAGAGAAUCAUCUUCAUUUAAGUUUAAUAGAAUUAAAUCAACGAAUGCUUUAAGAAAUUUAUCUCUUCAAGUAAAAUGGGAUCCCACUAAUGAUUUUGCAAGAACAAUGACAACAACAGAUGAACCAAGCUUGCAUGUAAAUAAUUUAUAUACAAAAAAUGUAUUAAGAAGAAGACCAAGUGAAAUAGAAAAACAAUCCAAUUGGAUGUUUGUUAAAUGCUGUUCCAACAAUAAAGACUGCAAUUUCUAUGAAAGAAAAGAACCUGUUGUACAAAACUUUAGCUCUUUAGUAAAUGAAAAUAAUAAAUAUAUAUCUUACAAUCCUAAGUCCUACUUACAACAUUUUUCUAGUAAUACUGUCAAGCUCUCCAACAUGUAUGAGUCAACUAUGUUUACAAAUAAAACGCUGCGUAGGAGCUCACAAGUUAAUGACCAUGUUAUGAAUAGGCAAGUAAAGGGGCAUAAUAAUAAUAAAAGUAACAGUAGUAAUAGGCCUUUAAACAGCAAAAUGAGUUCAGAGACAUACACUAACAAAGCAUUUUUUAAUAGUGGCUCCUUGAAACUAAAAAGGAGGCCCUCCUGCAUUGCAACCACCAAUUAUUGUAGUUGCAUUUAA